CUUUCCCCAGGCUUGUUCCAUGGGUGCCCAAGGUCCCGAGUUUGAUUAUUAAACGGAAGAGAUAAAUUGUUGUGAAUUGUGAUUACAAAACAAACGGUAUUUUAGCUUUUCUAGGGGCUCUGUUACACUUGGUGACCACAAUGAAAAAUGGGAGCCAAGAUGGUCUGGUAACUGGCACGCCUCCCAAGCAGAAGAGCUCCAAAGAAUGGUUGGAACCACAGUCGCUUUCUUUUAUGGAGGCUUUAGCGAAAGAAGAUACGGAUGCAGCUGUUCAGUCAAUAUUAUAUAGAGAAAAUUAUAUAAUGAAGGAACUAGAUAAGUAUUUACACCAUCAUGACUUCUUAAACACAAGAAGGAAAGAGAUGUUGUAUAAAAAGUGGGUUGACCGUGUGUCAGAUCCUCUCCAGAAGAAAAUUAUAGAGAAAGCUCGUUCACAUAAGAAGAUUAAAAAGAGGAGACAACAAGAAUUAGACAAUUAUUUGAAACAUGUAAACAAGAAGGGAAAUACAUUUAUAGAGCAUUAUGAUCCAAAAGAAUAUGAUCCUUUUUAUAUGAACAAAGAGGACCCCAAUUUUCUGAAGGUUAUCAUGCCACCAUUUCGUGACCCUUUGAAAAAAGCACAAUAUGAUAAGGAUAAUGAAAAAAGAACUCUUCUUCAGUGUGAGACUGGCAAAAUGUACACAAUGAAAGAAUUUAAAGAGCUCGAGAAGGCCCAGCUGCACUCCAGAUUCCCGAGUAUUUCUACUUCACGGCAACAGAUGACUCCAAACGAUUGGCUUAAAGUGCCCAUGAAAUAUAUAGAAAGUGAAUUUUGUAAAAGGAGCAGGUUCAAAGUGAAGAUGAAUUUUAAUGCUAGUACUUUUGAUUUGAACCCAUUGAAAAAGGUGCCUAAUAUUGUGGUAUGCCAGGAGGAAGAAAAGACAAUCAGUUGCAAGUUACAACAACCACAUACCCUGAUUCUUGAUCUGUGCAAGUGUCCACCAAAAAAGGCUGCUUUAGGCGAAGUUACCUGCUGCCAGGAAUCCUCCUGAGAGGGACCAAGGAAGACACUCAACAGUCAUUCUGUUCUUAUCUGCAAUAAACUUCAUUUAAAUUUGAGUUCAGUGUCUGUGAUGAUUAAGAAAUGACAAUACUGCCUUUAAUCCCAGCACUCGGGAGGCAGAGGCAGGUGGACCACUGUGAGCUUGAGCCCAGCCUGGUCUACAAAGAUUCCAGGAAGCCAAGGCUACACAGAGAAACCUUGUCUCGAAAAACCAAAAACAAAGCAACAACAACAAAACAAACAAAAAACAUCCUGAAAAUUAAAGAAAUCAAUUGUACUGCUUCAUUCCAUAUUCAUUAUCUGCAGUAUUUCAUUGGUACAGUUAUCCAGUCU
Molecule: messenger RNA, 1375 nt
Organism: Acomys russatus (golden spiny mouse)
Lineage: Eukaryota; Metazoa; Chordata; Mammalia; Rodentia; Muridae
Gene: Fam228b
Product: family with sequence similarity 228 member B
Exons: 8
Coding region: 141-1031 (296 amino acids)
Source: RefSeq, a predicted model, not a curated record